Messenger RNA from Microcebus murinus (gray mouse lemur), 2253 nucleotides. It is a transcript of the gene MSLN, whose product is annotated as mesothelin. Gene Ontology annotation, biological process: cell-matrix adhesion. Lineage: Eukaryota; Metazoa; Chordata; Mammalia; Primates; Cheirogaleidae. The record is from RefSeq and is a predicted model, not a curated record. Gene Ontology annotation, cellular component: cell surface.
CCAGCGGCCGGGCAGAGCCUCAUUUGUUCCCCUUGACAGCCCCGGGAGGCUGCCCGGCCACUUCAGCACCCCCACUUCCCCGCUGAGGAAACUGAGGCAGAGGAGGCUCAGAUCUACGCCCCUUUCUCUCCUGACUCUCCGGCCGGCCUCUCGUGACCUGCACACCGGGGACGGCCCUCCCUGCCCAGGAUCUACCAUGGCCCCACUGGCAGCUCAGCCCGCCGGAAGGUUCCGCAGGACUCCCCACCAUGGCAGCCUCCUGCUCCUGUUCUUCAGCCUCGGGUGGGGGCAGCCCUGGCAGGCCCAGGCCGGAGAGGCAGGACAGGAGGCUGCACUCCCGGACCAGGUCUUGGCCAACGUGUCCAGCUUCGCCAGCCUCCCCCCAGGCCUCCUCGGCGGCUUCACGUGUGCCGAGGUGUCCGGCCUGAGCACGGAGCGUGUCCGGGAGCUGGCUGUGGCCGUGGGGCAGAAGAACGUCACACUCCGAGCAGAUCAGCUGCGCUGCCUGGCGCACAGCCUCUCUGCGCACGGAGUGCCGGGGGACCUGGACGCCUUCCCGCCGGACCUGCUGCUGUUCCUCAACCCGGCCGGGCUCGAGGGGCCCGGGGCCUGCGCCCGAUUCCUCUCCCGCAUCUCUGAGGCCAACGUGGACCUGCUGCCUUGGAAGGCUCCGGAGCGGCAGCAGCUGCUGGCCGCGGCUCUGGCCUGCCGGGCCGUGCGGGGGUCCCGGGUGAGCGCGGCUGACGUGCAGGCCCUGGGAGGCCUGGCCUGUGACCUGCCCGGGCGCUUCGUGGCCGACUCGGCGGAAGUCCUGCUGCCCCGGCUGGCCGGCUGCCCCGGACCCCUGGACCAGGACCAGCAGGAGGCAGCCCGGGCAGCUCUGCAGGGCGGAGGACCCCCGUAUGGCUCCCCGGCGAAUUGGUCGGUCUCCACCCUGGACGCCCUGCAGGGGCUGCUGCCCGUGCUGGGCCCAGACAUCACCGGCAGCAUCCCCAAGGGCGUCGUGACCUCGUGGCUGCGGCGCACCUUCGGGAACCCGUCCUGGCAGCGGCGGCCGGAACUGACCGAGGUCCUCCCGCCGAGGUUCCGCCGGGAAGCAGAGAACGUGACCUGCCCCCUGGGGCGGGAGGUCCGCGUGGUGGACGAGAGGCUGGUCUUCUACAAGGAGUGGGAGCUGGAGGCCUGCGUGGACGGGGCCCUGGUGGCCGCCCAGGUGGACCGCGUGAACGCCAUCCCCUUCACCUACGAGCAGCUCCGCGUCUUUAAGCGCAAGCUGAACAAGAUCUACCCGUGGGGCUACCCUGAGUCCCUUGUCCAGCAGCUGGGCAGCUUCUUCCUGACCAUGAGCCCCCAGGACAUCCGCAAGUGGAACGUGACGUCGCCGCCCACCGUGAACGCCCUGCUCAGCGUCAGCAAGGGGAGGAACGCAGACGCCCAGGUGGCCGCCCUGAUUGCGCGGUUCGUGUCGGGAGGCGGCCAGCUGCAGGGGGACACCCUGGACGCCCUGGCCGGCUUCCGCCCCACCUACCUGUGCUCCUUCGGCCCCGCACAGCUGGGCGCCGUGCCCCCCACCGUCAUCUGGGCGGUGGGGCCCCAGGACCUGGACGCGUGCGGCCCGAGGCAGCUGGGCGUCCUGUACCCCAAGGCCCGCCUGGCCUUCCGGAACGUGAGCGGGGCUGCAUACCUGGAGAAGAUCCGGCCCUUCCUGGGCGGGGCCUCCACGGAGGACCUGCGCGUCCUCAGCCGACAGAACGUGAGCAUGGACGUGGCCACCUUCAGGAAGCUGCAGACGGAGGCUGUGGUGGGGCUGACGGUGCCGGAGGUGCAGAAGCUCCUGGGGCCGCACGCGGGGGGCCUGGCAGCCGAGCAGAGCAGCAGACCCGUGUGGGACUGGAUCCUGCGGCAGCGGCAGGACGACCUGGACGCCAUGGGGUUGGGGCUGCGGGGCGGCGUCCCCAACGGCUACCUAGUCCUGGAACUUGGGAGGCAGCCCCGGCAGGUGGAGGCAGACGGGCCUGACCCCCCGUCUCCCCCAGAGGCCCUCUCGGGGGGGCGCUGCCUGCUGGGCCCUGGCCCCGUGCUCCCCGCCACCCUGACGCUGCUCCUGGCUCUGGCCCCGCACUGAGGCCGCUGCACGAUGCCCCCAGCCCCAGUCCCGCCUCGGAGCUCCCCCCACCCGGCCGGGAGCAGGCCUGGGGGGCUCCUGUCCAGCCGAGAGGCCUUCAACUCAAUAAACGGGCUGUGCCCACUGCA